This is a messenger RNA of Gracilinanus agilis (Agile Gracile Mouse Opossum), 1082 nucleotides long. RefSeq names its product G protein subunit alpha transducin 2 (gene GNAT2). Gene Ontology annotation, biological process: adenylate cyclase-modulating G protein-coupled receptor signaling pathway; detection of chemical stimulus involved in sensory perception of bitter taste. The transcript has 8 exons. The record is from RefSeq and is a predicted model, not a curated record. Gene Ontology annotation, molecular function: GTPase activity; G-protein beta/gamma-subunit complex binding; G protein-coupled receptor binding. Lineage: Eukaryota; Metazoa; Chordata; Mammalia; Didelphimorphia; Didelphidae. Gene Ontology annotation, cellular component: photoreceptor inner segment; heterotrimeric G-protein complex; photoreceptor outer segment. The coding region runs from base 1 to 1065 and encodes 354 amino acids.
AUGGGCAGUGGAGCCAGUGCUGAGGACAAAGAACUGGCCAAGAGGUCCAAGGAGCUAGAGAAGAAGCUUCAGGAGGAUGCAGACAAAGAAGCAAAGACUGUCAAGCUAUUAUUGUUGGGUGCCGGGGAAUCAGGAAAGAGUACCAUCGUCAAACAGAUGAAAAUCAUCCACCAGGACGGCUACACUCCAGAAGAGUGUUUGGAGUUCAAAUCCGUUAUCUACGGCAACGUGCUGCAGUCCAUUCUGGCCAUCAUUCGUGCCAUGUCCACCCUGGGCAUUGACUAUGCAGAAUCAUCUUGUGUGGAUGAUGGACGACAGCUUAACAACAUAGCUGAUUCCAUGGAGGAGGGAACCAUGUCUCCUGAGCUGGUGGGCAUCAUUAAAAGACUAUGGCAGGAUGGGGGCGUGCAGGCCUGCUUUGACCGUGCUGCCGAGUACCAACUCAAUGACUCUGCCUCUUACUACCUCAAUCAGUUGGAUCGCAUCACAGCCCCUGACUACCUCCCCAACGAGCAGGAUGUUCUUCGAUCUCGGGUCAAAACUACAGGCAUCAUUGAGACCAAGUUCUCAGUCAAAGACCUGAAUUUCAGGAUGUUUGACGUGGGAGGGCAGAGGUCAGAGCGCAAGAAAUGGAUCCAUUGUUUUGAAGGUGUCACCUGUAUCAUUUUCUGCGGAGCCCUAAGUGCCUAUGACAUGGUGCUGGUGGAAGAUGAUGAAGUGAACCGCAUGCAUGAGUCUCUGCAUCUGUUCAACAGCAUAUGUAACCACAAGUUCUUUGCUGCGACUUCCAUUGUUCUGUUUCUCAACAAGAAGGACCUUUUUGAGGAAAAGAUCAAGAAGGUUCACCUCAGCAUUUGCUUUCCUGAGUAUGAUGGGAACAACUCCUAUGAGGAUGCAGGAAAUUAUAUAAAGAGCCAGUUUCUUGACCUAAACAUGCGUAAAGAUGUCAAAGAAAUCUACAGUCAUAUGACUUGUGCUACCGACACACAGAAUGUCAAAUUUGUGUUUGAUGCGGUCACGGAUAUCAUCAUCAAAGAGAACCUCAAGGAUUGUGGGCUCUUCUAGUUCUCAUCAGCAGGUAC